AAGUUCUUGCUUUCUCCAUUGCCAUUGUCUCUCAAAAUCUUGCCUUUCACAAUUGAAUUCAUAGCCUUUAUUAGCAGAAUCUCAUGUACAGUCUGCUCUCUUGUUUUUGAAAUCUGGGUUUUUUGUUAUAGUUUAAACCCUUCAAUCGAAAGCCUAAGUAAAAUUCCUCAAUUAUUCAGCAAUUUACGUAUAUAUAUAUUUUUUAUCUGUGGUGAUUGUUGAAACGGUAAGUUAGAAUUUAUCUGUAAAAAUUGAACUGAAGAUGACGAUCGAAUCGAUGCCAGGGAGUUCAGGAUACUUGGAUGCAGGAAAUAGGAAGAUAACCUAUUUCAGUAACGGUUAUGUUUUGGGGUUGACUGUUGUUGCGGGUAUUGGUGGUCUUCUUUUUGGCUAUGACACUGGAGUUAUAUCAGGUGCCCUUCUGUAUAUUCGUGAUGAAUUUGAAGAAGUCAAUCAAAGUAGCUUUCUGCAGGAAACAAUUGUCAGUAUGGCUUUAGUUGGUGCAAUAAUUGGAGCUGCCGUGGGUGGCUGGAUAAAUGAUUUUUAUGGACGUAAGAGGGCUACUCUGUCUGCUGAUGUUGUUUUCAUUAUUGGAUCUGUAGUCAUGGCUGCAGCUCCGAAUCCUUAUGUUCUUAUUGUUGGACGUUUCUUGGUUGGCUUGGGGGUGGGUGUUGCAUCUGUUACUGCUCCUGUGUAUAUUGCUGAGGCUUCCCCAUCAGAAAUUAGGGGAGGCCUUGUGAGCACAAAUGUGCUAAUGAUCACCGGUGGACAAUUUCUUUCAUACCUUGUGAAUCUUGCAUUUACAGAGGUUCCUGGUACAUGGCGAUGGAUGCUUGGAGUAUCUGCAGUGCCUGCCAUUCUUCAAUUUUUCUUUAUGCUAUUUUUGCCGGAAUCUCCUCGCUGGCUUUACCUGAAGAAGGAUAAAUCUCAAGCCAUUGUUGUGCUCUCAAAAAUUUAUGAUCCUUAUCGCUUGGAAGUUGAGAUCGAUCUGCUUGCUGCUGCACUUGAGGAAGAGCGCCAGAGGAAGAUUGCGGUCCGAUAUUCUGAUGUUUUUAAAGUGAAAGAAAUAAGACUUGCAUUUUUUGCUGGAGCUGGACUUCAGGCAUUCCAGCAGUUCACAGGUAUCAACACAGUUAUGUACUACAGCCCAACCAUUGUGCAGAUGGCUGGCUUCAGUUCCAAUCAACUCGCACUUCUCCUCUCCCUCAUCGUCGCAGCCAUGAAUGCUGCUGGUACAGUUGUGGGAAUACAUCUUAUCGACCACUUUGGUCGACGGAAAUUGGCCCUUAGCAGCUUGUCGGGUGUAAUAAUCUCUCUCAUUGUUCUCGCUGUAGCAUUUAUCUUGGAACCGUCUACUUCUUCCGUGAAUGGGCUCUACGGUUGGAUGGCGGUUGUGGGUUUGGCUCUUUAUAUAGCUUUCUUCUCUCCUGGAAUGGGGCCCGUGCCAUGGACCGUGAACUCGGAGAUAUAUCCUGAGGCGUACCGAGGAAUGUGUGGAGGUAUGUCGGCUACUGUGAACUGGAUAUCAAAUCUUAUAGUAGCCCAAAGUUUUCUCUCAGUAGCCGAUGCUGUUGGCACUGGUUCGACUUUCUUGAUACUUGCUGUCAUCGCUGUGGCCGCUUUUGUGUUCGUGGUUGUUUUCGUGCCCGAGACAAAGGGUUUGACAUUUGAGGAAGUGGAGAGGAUCUGGAAAGAGAGAGCUUGGGGCAGUGGAUAUAUCAGAGAAGCUCUACUUGAAGAAGGAAAUUAGCAGUGAGAGUGCAUCCUCUUUAUGCCUAUAGAGAGGAUUAUUUUGUGAUAACAUGUAUUACGUUUAGUGGUUACCCUCCCUAAAUAAUGCAUGGUUUUCAAAGGGAAGUGUUCCUGCUUGAAAAUCCAUCAUUUGAAAUGAGGUCGAGCUAAGAGCGACUUCAUUGCUAUAUUAUAACUUGUAUUAAGUUGCAAUUUGCUUUCUACCGCAUUGUUUGACUCGAAGUUUUAGCAGAACAAUCUGCUAAUUUUGAACUGAUUCAAAAUCAAUAAAGUCAAGAUUAGAUGUGGAUUUACAA
Messenger RNA from Olea europaea var. sylvestris, 2048 nucleotides. Its product is annotated as inositol transporter 1-like. The transcript has 6 exons. Gene Ontology annotation, cellular component: membrane. The record is from RefSeq and is a predicted model, not a curated record. Gene Ontology annotation, biological process: transmembrane transport. Bases 263 to 1750 code for a protein of 495 amino acids. Lineage: Eukaryota; Viridiplantae; Streptophyta; Magnoliopsida; Lamiales; Oleaceae. Gene Ontology annotation, molecular function: myo-inositol:proton symporter activity.